Symbiodinium sp. CCMP2456 is the source of this 3171-nucleotide messenger RNA. Lineage: Eukaryota; Dinophyceae; Suessiales; Symbiodiniaceae. The record is from the annotation of a GenBank genome assembly.
AUGGACGGAGUCAGUUCGUGGACGAAAGCUUUAGAAUUCCUGAAAGAGGGCCGUGGUGGUAGGGAAGCAUCGGAGGCCGUCCCAGAAGAGACAGAGCAAGCUCUGGCAACGGAGGUCGCCUCGCUGACCAGCACUGUGCCUCUGCUUGAGAGUGAGACCGCGUCGCCCAAGUCCCCGACUGCAGCCCAGUCGACGACAGAGCUGAGUGCUGUCCGCCUCCCACGGCCCACAUCUCCUGAAGCAAGCUCCAGCUUGCCGACCUGCAGCCUCGAGCCCGGUGAGCCCCCAGCGACGCCCGCAUCGCCCAAAUCUAAGGGAAAGAAUGGGGAGCGGAGGGUCGGAACGUUUCCGGCUCUACCUCAAACUCAGUUGCAUGAACCGUCCUGGGUCUCGACACUCCGCAGACCCUCACCACGAAAUCAGGUGGAGCAGGUCCCCACAACCUUGCGCCAAAAGCCUGCAGCUCUGAGCCUGUCACCGACAGCCUCCUCGCCAGGCUUGUCGCGAGGACCCAAAGUCAUGCUUUCACCUUCGCCCUCCACCCCUGCCACCCCUGCCACCCCACCCCCACCUCUUCGAAGGACCGGGCUGAGCCCACCUUCCAGUUACCGAUCACCCGAGCAGCGCUCGCCGCCGAGUCUCCCAAUUGCGGAAUCUUUGGGAGUUGGGGUUGGGCCCUCUCCGGUGCUACGGUCUAGGCCGGCUCACAACUUCGGUUCCCCACCGCCACUGUCGCCCGCGGCUCACAGGAGGCUUUUGGAGUUCAAUCCGCCGACCACCCCGAGCCAGGUGUCCGAUUCGCACAAGAACUCCAGCCCGUAUGCAGAGCUGCACCGCAGACGUGCGGAGCUGGUGCAGGCGCCGCAGGCCCAGGCCCAGGCCACGCCGCGCAGGGCAGUCGAGGGAGCCCAGGGAGCCCAGGGAGUCAGAAGGAUGUCGGCGGAGCGGAGCCCAUCCCCGCGAGCACCCGAGGAGGGAAGAGAAAGGCAAGAACAAGCCCGGGGCAUGGAGAACUUCCGUGCUGCCUGGGUUCGCGUGGGUGAUUUGCAGAUGAGACAUGAGAGCUUUUGGGAAGACUAUCCCGAUGCAGUGAGAGCUUUGGAUCUCGGGCUCUCUCAGUGGCUUGGCUACUCGGGGCUGCCCGCGGUGGAAGAGGGCCUGCGGCGUGCGACACUUGAGAUGCCGAAGGCGCCGGAGACCCACUGGGUGCAGGUGCUGCUGUGGCAGGAGGCCGAGAUCAGCCGCCUACUGACUGACAAUGCACGCUGGAAGUUCCAAGAGGCAGCAGGACACCGGCUGCCAGAUGCGGAGCAGCUUCAAAGCCACUGCGUCUCUCAGCUCAUUGAAGAUCUCCUGUCGGUGCGGAAAGCGAGCCCUGUGGAAGCCGGGGCGAGCGCAGCCUCUCUGACCUCGUCGCAAGGCUUCGACUCACCGCGCUGCCACCUCCAGGAGGCCACGGACUCGGAUCCCUUCGGGCCGUCAGUUUGCCGGGCCCUCCUGCAGACCGGCACGCUGCCCCCAUCGGCACGCACGGCGCUGCGGCAGCGGGGUGCCAAGGCGGUGGCCAAGUCACUCCUCCAGCAGGUGCGGCAGCUCCACGCCCAAGCUCUGCAGCGCUACCGUGCGGCCUGCCAGGCAGCUGCCGCCGCGAAACUCAGGUUGUUUAUGGACUUUGUAUCGUUAUCGCUGGUCACCGCCAUCAUCGUCAUCGCUGUUGCUGUUACUGCAGCCGUUUGGCUUCGAAGCUCCAUCCAAGUGCUUUUUGUCUUCGCAUCGCCCACCUCUCCGACGACUCCGAUGUCGAAUCCAUCGUCCCUGCCCAUCCCCGGCCGUGCAGAUGCAAGCCCACAGGACCCAAGCCACAAGCCCGUCAUCUUAAAUGACAUCCAAGCGCAGGAAAAGGAAGCCAGAAAGAAGUUCUUCGACAGACACAGGCAGCUGAAGGCGGGCCUUGAUGAGCAGCGCCAGGACGAGAUUCGAGCCGAGAAGGUAUUCCGUGCGAACGCUCGCGAGCAGCGAGCGGGAUAUGAGACGCCUUCGGAUUGGACACGGGCAAGGUUGGACGAGAUCGAGGCAAAGAAGGAUCGGCAAGGUGCGUACUUGAGGAGGUGGUCAAUCAAGGACUUCUCCUCCCUUCGCGUGCUUGGGAAGGGAGCUUUCGGAGUGGUACACCUCGUCCAAAGGCAGGGUACGGAAGAGGUGUAUGCCUUGAAGCAGAUCCAGAAAGCCCAUUAUCUCAACAAGAACCGCAAGAAGGCCUACAAUGAGCGAGAUGCUCUUGCACGCGGCUGGGGUACGUGGUUUGUAGACCUCCUUUGCACCUUCCAAGAUUCGGAGCACAUCUACAUCGUCAUGGAGUUUGUUCAAGGAGGGGACUUCUUCGCAUACAUGGAGAAGAAGGACAAGCUAAGCAUGGUGGAGACCCGGUUCUACAUGGCAGAGCUCAUCAGCGCCAUCAAUGCCAUCCACCAGUGUGGCUUCAUCCACCGCGACCUGAAACCAGAUAACCUGGUCCUGACUGCCCAAGGACACCUGAAGCUGCUGGAUUUCGGCCUCUGCACGCCGGUGGACCUGGAUGAGUACGUGACGCAAGCGGAAGAGGACCAGAGAUACCAGGGAAUCACCUUUCAGGAGAGACCCGGCAGGGAAGGCCUUCGGACGGCCUGUGGGACACCGCAGUACAUGGCGCCGGAGAUGUUCAUCGGCCGGGCCUGUGCAGCCUCGGAUCUGUGGGCUUUGGGGGUCAUCACCUUCGAAUGCCUUUCGGGAAGCUUGCCCUUCUAUACCCAAAGCCGGGAUCGGCGCCGGGCCUUCCAGGAGCUACGAAGUCAAAUUCAGCAUCACGAGUCCAACUUGCCGACACGUCUGGCUCGGAUGCAGAAGAAGCAGAGGGACCUGGGAGCAAGUCCCCAGGAUUGCCUUCACGCUUCGCAGUUCGUCUCCAAGGUUCUCUGCCCUGUGGAGCGGCGCAUCACCACCUUCGAAUGCAAGCUCGACGACUUCUUUGAGGGCCUGGACUUCAACCGGCUGCAGGAGAUGACGCCACCGUACCAGCCGACGUGCAAAAGUGCGGCGGACGCCUCGAACUUCGAUGAGUUUCCGGACGAGAAGCUCCCGACUCCCGAGGAUGUCACCUGCAUGGACCCGGCUCCUGGGUUCUCAUUGGUUUAG